Messenger RNA from Thermothielavioides terrestris NRRL 8126, 665 nucleotides. RefSeq lists its product as uncharacterized. Gene Ontology annotation, molecular function: RNA binding. Gene Ontology annotation, biological process: mRNA splicing, via spliceosome; spliceosomal snRNP assembly. The record is from RefSeq and is a predicted model, not a curated record. The transcript is spliced from 4 exons. Lineage: Eukaryota; Fungi; Ascomycota; Sordariomycetes; Sordariales; Chaetomiaceae. Gene Ontology annotation, cellular component: U12-type spliceosomal complex; U2-type prespliceosome; SMN-Sm protein complex. The coding region runs from base 99 to 350 and encodes 83 amino acids.
AACAGUGCCGCGACUCUAGCAUCCACCGGCAUCAAGACCCAUCCUGUCGCGAAUUCAUUGCCCGCCAGCCCGGCCCGCGACGCACACACACAGACAAGAUGGCGCCCGCGCAACCAGAGCUCAAGAAGUACCUCGACAAGCGGCUGUUCGUGCAGCUCAACGGCAGUCGCAAGGUCAUUGGCGUCCUCCGCGGAUACGAUGUCUUCCUCAACAUCGUGCUAGAUGACGCCGUCGAGGAGAAGGACAACGGGGAGAAGGCGAAGCUGGGCAUGGUGGUCAUCCGCGGGAAUUCGGUCGUCAUGCUCGAGGCUUUGGAGAGGAUUGGCGGAGAUGAGCGGGGAGGGCGCUAAUUGCCGAUGCCGAGGCGCAUUUUCGCCGAGACAAGAUUGGGUGGAACGCAGGUGCGACACGUCCACCCUGAUGUUUCGCGUUGUACACUCACGGGGUUUGUGGGAAAUGGGUUUAUGGGUUACGGCGUUCGGUCUCAGCAAGGCGAGCGGGUCGAUCAGGGGCGGGGCUGAAAAAUAGGACGGUUCUUGCCGGCGCGAAGAUACCCAGCUUCCAGAAGCUACCUGUCCUCCACCCGCCAGGCCUUCUCGUCAUAGCCGUCCAUCAUACUGCCGCCGUACGCCUGAACCCAGCCUCGGAUGCCGCCGACCAUCACC